AUGGCCAUCAUUGUUGGAGACUCCAAUGGUCUCACGAGGUUUAGCUCCCUGGAGUACCAGGCCAUCAUGUUCGUCCUUGCAAUUCUGAUGAGCGUGAGCUGGGCGUUAGUGGAGAUUGUCAUGAAGCGUUUUGCGCUGCUUCCGGUGCUCUUUCCCGGAGUGUUUGCAAUCCGUGAGAAGCGGCUAUACUUCUUCGACAUCGAAGUCAACGAAGUGUCCGAUGGCAAAGCUCUUAGGUGGGAAGCCAUGAUGAUCACACGGCUCACGGUGAUUGUAGUCCUCUCCUACCUGUGGGAGUCUUGCGUGUUUCAGACGACGACGCACGUCGGCAAGGACUUUCCCCUGGAGGAGUGCAGCCGCGGCAUGGAUUGCUUUGCAUCAGAGCUGCGGAUACAGACCUUCAUCAGCCGGAAUCAUCUGCCGGUGAACUGUAGCACCCCAGGGGCGAAUGCCGGCGACCCUUUCUUUGACAAGCAGGUAGUCGUCUCCUGCGUGAUGUUUGUCACGCCAUCCCUGACGCAGUGGCUGAUGCACCUGGCGAUCGCGCACUCUCAGAUUCAGAUGACGCUGAAAGCUUUUGGUGUCCUCGUUUGGUCCUGCGGGCAGUACUCCUGGUUCUCGUGGGUGAUCCUUGCGACCAGCGUUGUUAGCUUCAUCAUCGUUUGCGGCCUCACCUUUGGCGGAGUGAUGACGAACUUCAACUCCUCCUGGUCCGGCUUCGUCAUCAGCUUUUCCUUCCCGGUCUUUUUCUGGAUUGCCGGGCCCUUGGGAUACAGAGGUUUGAGGUUUCGGGCUCAUUGCGAGGACCACUCGGGGCUCUAA
This is a messenger RNA of Symbiodinium sp. CCMP2592, 822 nucleotides long. NCBI's taxonomy places the organism in Eukaryota, Dinophyceae, Suessiales, Symbiodiniaceae. The record is from the annotation of a GenBank genome assembly.